Molecule: messenger RNA, 882 nt
Organism: Trichophyton benhamiae CBS 112371
Lineage: Eukaryota; Fungi; Ascomycota; Eurotiomycetes; Onygenales; Arthrodermataceae
Exons: 1
Coding region: 1-882 (293 amino acids)
Biological process (GO): rRNA catabolic process; nuclear mRNA surveillance; poly(A)-dependent snoRNA 3'-end processing
Cellular component (GO): nucleolus; nuclear exosome (RNase complex); cytoplasmic exosome (RNase complex)
Source: RefSeq, a predicted model, not a curated record
AUGGGGCUAAUAUAUCUAGAUUUAAAAACGGGAGUUAUCCCAUCAGCGUCUGGCUCAGCUUACUUCGAGCUUCACCCAUCCAAUUCCAGUUCCGGCGGCUCUCUUAUCCCGCCAUCUUCGUCUCUAAAACUGAUAUGCUCUGUCAAUGGACCAAAACCACUCUCUCGAUCGACCCCCUUUUCUCCAAACCUUCUACUAUCAGCCCAUGUCAAAUUCGCUCCCUUUGCUAAUCGGCGGCGGAGAGCUCACGUUCGCGACAUGAACGAGAGAGACUUGGGGGUUCACCUUGAAAAUGCCCUUCGUGGAGCUAUCAUUGGCGAUCGAUGGCCCAAAAGCGGAUUAGAUAUCACAAUCAUGAUCUUAGAGGGGGAAGAUGAUCGCUGGUGGGGAGACAUGUCAACUGCAGAGACCUUGACGGGAUCUGAUGGCUGGGGCAUGAUGAACGUCCUUGCGCACUGUGUCACUGUGGCUUCUGCGGCUAUUGCAGACGCGAGAAUUGAUUGCUUAGACCUCGUUGCGGGGGGUGUUGCGGCUGUGGUUGGCACUUGCAGCUCGGGCGAGGGGGCUACAUCAUCUACCAAGACGGUGGUGCUUGACCCAGACCCUUCAGAGCAUCUUAAUAUAUCCUCAUCCUGUGUUGUGGGCUAUAUGCCAUCUCUAGACGAGAUCACGGAACUAUGGCUGAAAGGGGAUAUGCCUGGUGCGAGCUCCGAUGGCACUUACGACUCUCGUAAUCAUGAUGCCCUAAUGGGUGGAGCCAUUGCGGCAGCGAAGGCUUCUCACUCCGUUCUUAUUGAAGCAGUCAAAGAGUCUGCCGUGCAAGCCAUCAGUAACGCAGCGAACAAUAAACCACACGAUAGCAGCAGUGAGAUGGAAAUAUAA